Messenger RNA from Cladocopium goreaui, 1180 nucleotides. NCBI's taxonomy places the organism in Eukaryota, Dinophyceae, Suessiales, Symbiodiniaceae. The record is from the annotation of a GenBank genome assembly.
AUGUUGGGGCGCCCUGAGGAGCAGAAGCAACGGAAGCAAGACAAGGCUGCUGCUGGAAAAACUAAGAAGCGAAAAGCAGGACAAAUACCUUGCCAGCGGGCCAACAUUCGUUGGGUGGCUGCUGCUGGAAAAGCUAAGAAGCGAAAAGCAGGACAAAUACCUUGCCAGCGGGCCAACAUUCGUUGGGUGGCUGCUGCUGGUAAAGCUAAGAAGCGAAAAGCAGGACAAAUACCUUGCCAGUGGGCCAACAUUCGUUGGGUGGCUGCUGCUGGAAAAGCUAAGAAGCGAAAAGCAGGAGCAGAAGCAACGGAAGCAAGCGCAAGUAAGCCUGAAGCUGCUGCUGGAAAAGCUAAGAAGCGAAAAGCAGGAGCAGAAGCGACUGAAGCAACUGCAAGUAAGCCUGAAGCAGAAACGUGGCACGGAACUUCGGGGAGCAAGAAAUCCAAGGCGCAGGUCGACUCAGCCAAAGAUGCAGCAACAGGAGCCGACCGAACCGUCUUUGUGGAUGGUGUUCCAUAUGACUGGACCCUUGAGCGCAUCAAAGAGUUUUUUGCGACCAAGUGUGGUGGAAUUGUGGAGGUGAGAGCACCGACCUGGCAAGACUCCGGGCGUUUGCGUGGUUAUGCACAUGUUGCCUUCAGUGAUGCGGAGAGCAUGAAGAAGGCCCUGCACUUGAACGGUACCAAGGUUGGCAAGAAGGGACGGUACCUGAAGAUCGAUCCUGCCAAAAAGCCAGAAGGACAGGGAGGAGGAAAGAGUGUGACGAAAGAGGAGAUCGAGGGAAAGAGGAGACUCUUUGUGAAGAAUCUCCCCUACGACGCCUCGGAGGAUGACAUUGCGAAGCUCUUUGCCAAGUGUGGCAAGGUGGUGGAGAUUCGAAUCCCCCAUGCGUCAGGCCGAAGCAAGGGCUUCGCCUAUGUGGAGUUUGCCAAAGCUCAGGGACUGAAAGCAGCGAUGGACUUGGAGCCGGUUCCAUCGUUGCAGGGACGAAAGCUUCACUUGGACGCAGAUUCAGGAACUGGGCCCAAAGCUGGUUUUCAUCACCGUCCUGACGCGUUUCAGUCCAAGUUUGUGGCAAAAGCCAAGCAGCCCAAGGGCAAAGGAAAAGGAAGGCCUUCGCUGUUUUGACCGCGGAUGGCAAAAUGGCGGCGCAGCUGGCUGGCAAGAACUUGAGGUUCCA